This is a messenger RNA of Gastrolobium bilobum, 1361 nucleotides long. RefSeq lists its product as uncharacterized. Lineage: Eukaryota; Viridiplantae; Streptophyta; Magnoliopsida; Fabales; Fabaceae. The transcript has 7 exons. Bases 205 to 1128 code for a protein of 307 amino acids. The record is from RefSeq and is a predicted model, not a curated record. Gene Ontology annotation, molecular function: zinc ion binding.
UACUUUGGGACUUUUCCAUUUAUUAUUAUCAUUGAAGAUAAGCAUUGCCUCUGUAUUGUUAUAAUCGAUAUUCGAGAGAGGAAUCAAUUGUUUCUGAUUCACCAAGGGACCCCUCCGAAUUCCGCUGUAAAUUCAGUGAGAUUGUGUUAGGGUUUCGAUUUUCGAAGCUUGCUUGAUUGAACAGUGCCCGUUAUCCGUUCAUCGAUGAAAGGGGAAGUACAGCUUCAGCCUCCACAGGUUCUGCAAAACCCUAGUGAUUCCGACCCUUUACUCGAUAACCAGGAGGAAGAUGAGUCACCAGGAGGCUCUAGUGAGAUUAAGGAUGAGGAAGACGUCGAGGCUGGCUUACUUCCUUGUUGUCGAAUUUGCCUCGAAAGUGAUUGCGACCCAGAGCAUGAAUUGAUAUCUCCAUGCAUGUGCAAAGGGACCCAACAGUUUGUCCAUCGUUCAUGUCUUGAUCACUGGCGCUCAGUAAAGGAAGGAUUUGCUUUCUCACACUGCACCACAUGCAAAGCCCAAUUUCAUCUAAGAGUGGAAUUGUUUGAGGACAACUCUUGGCGUAAAAUGAAGUUCAGACUUUUUGUGGCAAGGGAUGUUUUUCUUGUUUUUGUGGCUGUACAAACUGUGAUUGCUGCUAUUGGUGGCUUUGCAUACAUCAUGGACAAAGAUGGGACCUUCAGGAACUCAUUUGACGAUGGUUGGGAUAGGAUACUCUCAAAGCAUCCUAUACCAUUUUAUUAUUGUAUUGGAGUGCUGGCCUUCUUUGUACUGAUUGGAUUUUUUGGUCUCAUACUGCAUUGCUCCUCCCUUAAUUCCAAUGACCCCAGAAUGGCUGGUUGUCAGAACUGUUGUUAUGGAUGGGGCAUCUUGGAUUGCUUUCCUGCAUCAAUGGAGGCGUGCUUUGCCCUUGUGGUUGUUUUCGUUGUCAUCUUUGCAAUUCUUGGUAUAGCUUAUGGUUUUCUUGCAGCCACCAUGGCCAUUCAAAGAAUUUGGCAGAGGCACUACCAUAUCCUCACCAAGAGGGAGCUUACAAAGGAAUACGUAGUAGAGGAUCUUCGUGGCUGUUAUUUCCCACCAAAGUUGGACCCAGAACAUGAAGGUCGCUUGAAAAUGCUUAAGCUUUUGUGAUUCGCGGAGCACAUACCUGUAAAAAUGUGUUUUUGAAUGAUUUAAGUAUCGAGGAGUUGUUUUAUUUGACAGUUACAAUCUCUUAUGCUUAGCAACCUUGUUUGCUAGAGCUUGGAAAUGUUUUAUAUCAUCGUUUUUUUUACCCAAUCUGGAUCCUUACCAGAUUUCUGUAUCCUGCAAAUCUGACUCCUGUAAAAAAAUUAAAAGGAAAAUAUAUGCAGUUAUUUGUCCGU